Messenger RNA from Leptopilina boulardi, 4948 nucleotides. It is a transcript of the gene Brd8, whose product is annotated as bromodomain-containing protein 8-like. The record is from RefSeq and is a predicted model, not a curated record. NCBI's taxonomy places the organism in Eukaryota, Metazoa, Arthropoda, Insecta, Hymenoptera, Figitidae. Bases 124 to 4026 code for a protein of 1300 amino acids. Gene Ontology annotation, molecular function: protein binding. The transcript has 3 exons. Gene Ontology annotation, cellular component: NuA4 histone acetyltransferase complex.
CCGGAAGUUUUUAAUCGGCGGGCUUUAGAUCUGUUUGUAAUGUGGCAAUUACUAUUUUAAUCGAUUAUUUAUGUUGAUAAAUAUCAAUUUUUAUUUAAAUUGUGUCUUUUAAAAUAAUCAAAAAUGGCCUCGGCACAAGAAAGAUUGAAAUUGAAACGUCCUUGCGAAGUAUGGAGUGUCAAAGAACAACUUUGUUUAGCAUCGAGUGUUUUAAAGUCAGGCGAUCAAAAUUGGAUGAGUGUAUCACGUUCAUUAAAACCUUUUCUCGAGAAAGAUACACAAAGACCCGUCGAUUGGUUUUCUCAAAAAGCUUGUGCUCUUCAGUACGCACAAUUAUUAGAGAAUGCAGAUACGCCAAAAAGAAAGAAACGUGAAACCAGCGAGACUAUCGGCGAAUCCAUUGUUCGACGAUUAACUCAAGAAAGAAUGGCCGAAUUAAGUCAAUUUUUAACAUCACAAAGAGAGGAAUAUCAACAAUUAAAAAACGAAUUAAAUCUUCUUAAAUCGGUAAAUAUGUCAGAAGAAAAGUUACAAAAAAUGUGGCUCACAAUUGAGCAAGAAGAACGUGAACAAGAGCAAAAAAAUAAAACACACACCACUUGGUUGGCGAGACGACAAAAACAAGAAGGACAAACUCCACAAAUUCUCGGCUUUAAUAUUCAACGAAAAUCCGAAAGUUCCGAAAGUGGUCACGAUACUUUAGAUCCAAAUACAGACGAGGAAGAGAAAAAGAAUAAAGGAGGUCGAUCACCAUUAUUGACGAGUUUGUUAAAAUCUCCAAGUCCAACAACUCAAAUUCAAUCACAAACAGCUCAAGUCACUUCGCCAACAAUUGCCAGUCUUCUAGGUUCUAGUCCAAAAAUUCCCAAUCCUCCCUUAACUCAAACCGUUUCACCUCAGCUUCAUCAAUUGGUUUCCACUGCCAUUGCAAAUGCAACGCCCGAACGACCAUCAGCCGGUGCUCCGACACUCUCAAUGCUCUUGGAACUUCCUGCAAAUUUACAAAGAACAGCACAACUUUCAAAUUUACAAUCACACACAUCAAACACUACAAAUUUACCUCAACAAAAUGUCGAUGUUCAAUUAAUGCAAAUUGACAAUCAACGAGGUGGUAAUAUUCAAAUUAUCGAACCACCAAUUGCGUCUGGCAAUAUAUCAACAUCGGAAAUAAUUGAUCACAUUGACGAAGUAAUUCCAAAAGAUAUAAUGGCCGAUGUGAUUGACAAGGAUGAGAUCAAUGAGAUUAUUGGCGAUAUCGAGGAAUUAAUCAAAGGAGAAAUUCCCGACAAUCCCCAAGUUCUUGAUCCUGGAACAACAACGGCAGUUAUUGAUAAUUUAAAUUUACCACAAUCACAGCUCAACGUAACCGGAAGACGGGAAAUUAAAAAUCCUCAAGAAACUGUCGAUUCACUAGAAAGUAAAAUAAUUCACGAAAAAAUUAAUUCCAAUAAAACAUCGAAUAUCGACGAAAUUAUUGGCACAGUUGAAUCAACAAAAUUCAUUUCCCACGAGACAAAAUCGGGGGACGAAAAGAAAUUCCAAGAAGCAAUUGCAACGGAAGAAUCAAAAAAUGAGAAAUCCCUCGAAUCGAAAAUAAACAUUACUGAAAAUCAGAAAAAUUUGGAAAUUGUCAACAAAUCAUUGAAAAAUGAAGAACAAACUAUGGAUAUUGAAGAGGAAGAAAAAUUGCUCGCCAAUGAAAAUGAAGAAGCGGAAAAAGAAGAUCCAAAGAAAUUCAAGAUGAAUGAAGAAAUUGAAGACGCAAAUAAAUCCAUGAAAGAAGAAACAUUAAAAUCAACAAAAGAGGAGGUAAAUAAGUUGACUAAAGAAGUUCGAAAAACUACUAAAGAAGAAGUAAAAAAGAAUCCUAAAGAAGAAAUUAAGAAAAAUUCUAAAGAGGAAGCGAAAAAUAUUAUUAAAGAAGAAAUUAAAAAGAUUUCCAAAGACGAAGUAAAAAAGAAUCCCAAGGAAGAGGUUAAAAAACUUUUCAAAGAUGAUAUUAAAAAGAAUCCUAAAGAAGAAGUUAAAAAGCCACCUAAAGAGGACUUUAAAAAGAAUCCUAUAGAAGAAGUUAAAAAUAUUUCCAAAGAGGAUAAAAAGACACCUACAGAGGAAGUUAAAAAAGUACUUAAAGAAGAUGUCAAAAAAAUACUUAAAGAAGAAAUUAAAAUUUCUAAAGAAGAAGCAAAAAAGAACCCUAAAGAAGAAAUUAAGAAAAAUCCCAAAGAAGAAGUAAAAAAGAAUCCAAAAGAAGAGGUUAAAAAUAAAUCUAAAGAGGAAAUUAAAAAGAAUCCUAAAGAGGAAAUAACAAAGAACACUAAAGAAGAGCUUAAAAAGAAUCCAAAAGAAGAAUUAAAGAAAUAUUCAAAAGAGGAGGUGAAAAAGAUUUCUAAAGAAGAACCGAAAAAGAAUCCUAAAGAAGAAAUUAAAAAGACUUCUAAAGAAGAAACAAAAAAGCCUAAUAAAAUAGAAGCCAAAAAGCCUAUUGCGGAAGAUUCUAAAAAACUGAAUGAAACCAAGAAACAUGAUGAAACUAAAAAUUCAAAUGAAGAGGCAAAGAAAGACUCAUGUGAAUCCACGAGAAAAGAAGCCACAAAAAAUACAAACGAAAUUAAAGAAAACACAAAACUUGAUAUCAACGAAAAGAAUGAAAAUCUUUCAGAAAAUUUACCUGAUAAAAUGCAAAAUUUUGAGAAUAAAAAUUCCAAUGAUAAAUCAAAUCGAGAUCAUGCAAAGGAGAAAAUUAAAUCCGAUGAUGAUAAACUUAAAGUAAAUACCUCGAAGAUAGAUCAAAAUACCGAAAUAUUAAGUGUUUCCUCAAAUGAUACUUUAACCAAUGAAGAUACAGAAAAAUCUCAAGAUAUUAGUUUAAUUCUUGAAGAUGAAGAAGCAGCAUUGCCCGGUAAUCAAGAAAAGAAAAAAGAAAAAGAAAUUGAUAACAAUGAGAAAAAGUCUAGUUCAUCAUUAAAAGAAAAUGUCAAAAAAGAGAAAACAACUGAAGACGACGAAGAAACACAAGUGGAAAAUAAAAAAUUAUCAAAAGAAAUUGAUAAUAUUAAAUUAGAAAAUUUUAAAAGAGAAGAUACAAAAGAUUCUUCUGAUGGAACAUCAAAUACCGAACUCUUGGAAACUGAUAUGAAAGAUUUUGACGAUGACGAAGAAGAUGAACAAAAUAAAUCACUUCUCAAUACUACUGAAAAUACUAUACGAAAAGAAUCUAAAUUUAAUGAAAUUCUCAUUAAAAAAGAAGACGACAAUUUAGGAAUUAAAGAAGAAAAUGAUGUUCCAGAAGAAAUGACAAUUGAUGAUAGAGAAAAAAAUUCAAAAAUCAUAAAGGAAGAAAUAAUUGACGAAAAGAAAAUUCAUUUAGAUGAUAGUGUACGUAAAGAACAGGCUCAUUUUUCGGGAAGUGUUUCAGAAUUAGAUGAAGAGGAAUCAUCAUUGAGUAAAUUGAGUGGUGGUAGAGGUGUAAUGAAAACCUAUUCCAAAAGGCAAACAAUUGCAAUUGAUAGUGAACCAGAAAUGGAAAGUAGUGAAGGUGCUGAUUAUAGGGCAUGGAAAAAAGCUGUUAUGCUAGUUUAUAAUAGACUAGCAACACAUAAAUAUGCCUCAGCAUUUUUACGGCCAAUUACUGAAGAUCAAGCACCUGGAUAUCAUUCAAUUAUUUUUCGACCCAUGGACCUGUCUACUAUUAAGAAAAAUAUUGAUAAUGGCACAAUACGAUCAACGAGACAAUUUCAACGAGAUGUUAUGCUGAUGUUUCAAAAUGCAAUAAUGUACAAUAAACAUGAUACAUUUGUUUAUAAAAUGGCUAUCACAAUGCAAGAAGAAUGUCUUCAGCAUAUGCAGAUUCUAGUUCAAGUUACCGGUGAAGUGUCGUUUCGAAGAGAAACAAGAACGGCAGCAAGUACAAGCAACGAAGCAAGUGAAUCUAAUUCAAAGCGAAAGAGAAGUCACAUUACGCCAAGUCCUCAUGAUACAGAUCAUUCACGAGGAAAGAAACGACGAAAGUCUGAAAAUGACUAAUUAGUAUGGUAAUCGUUUUAUAUGUACCUAUAUAUAUAUAUAUUUAAAUAGAUAUGUAUAAAUUAUUAUAGUCUGCGUUAAAUAUUGAACUGUUGCGAAUUUAAAAAAAAAGAAACAGUUUUUGAAUAUAUCUUUCAUAUUGAAACUAAUGUCCGUGAGAGAGAAUGAAAAAAAAAUAUCCGAGAAUUUGAAUAAUUUUCAAAUAAUCAAAGAAUGAGAUUUAAUAAUUAAUGUGAGAAUUAUUAUUGUGCAUAUAAGUAUGGAAGAACGCAGAUACAAUUAUUGUGAUAGAAAGUAAGAAUUCGAUAAGAACAUUAGCAUAUAAUUUUUUUUUAAUUUUCUAUGGCUUAACCGUUUAAAGAACUAAUUAUAAUUCUAUAUAUUAUUUUAAAUCAAAGCAACAAAAAUAUAUUGAUGAGUUAAAAUAAAAUAUAAGACUUGAUUUUAUAUUGUAAUAUAAUAAAAUUAUUAUUAUAUAUCAUUAUAUAUUCUAAAUUAUAAAACAAGAUUAAUAUACUAUUAGUUUAUUAUACACUAUUAAUAAUAUACUAUUAGUCUUAUAUUUUAUUAUAUUUAAUAUUGUAUUUACAAUAUCUUAAUGUAAAAAGGAAAUGUUGCUUUGGAAAACAGCGCUUAUUCGCUUUCAUUGAAUUACACAAUGUAUUUUUAUUAUUUUUAUCGAAAUUAUCAAAUUCUUUUUUAUAUUUCCUUUUUUUCUUCACAUUAUUAUAUAAUUUACUACAUAUUCACUGUUUGAGCGCUGAAUUGAGAAUAAGUUGUCGUCAUUUUUUAUAUACACGAAUAUUUAAAUAAUUUUUAUUUAAUAUUCAUAAGUAGUUCCAAACAAGAAAAAGAUUUGUUACAUUUUGAUAAUUUUUUUUUUUUUUCUUUGAAAAGUGAAUAAACGUUUAUUAUCGCGAAU